Rhopilema esculentum is the source of this 5745-nucleotide messenger RNA. The record is from RefSeq and is a predicted model, not a curated record. Lineage: Eukaryota; Metazoa; Cnidaria; Scyphozoa; Rhizostomeae; Rhizostomatidae.
GACAUUGACUUUCGCCAGGAAUAGCGGCAAUGCGACGGCUCCGCUCGAUAUAUUCGCUUUAGUUUGCAUGUUUCUCCUCUUUGUGAUCGGUGUUUGCGGCAACUUGUUUACGAUCGCCAUUCUUAGGUUCGUAAAGAAAGGGCCUGCGACGGCGUACGACCUAAUGCUGAUAUCACUCAGCGUAAGUGACCUUGUUUGUGUCAUUGUUGUGCCUGCGAUGUUCGCAUACGGAACACUUACAAAUUUCCAAAGAUGGGAUUUCGGAAUGGUAGGAUGCAAAGUUCUGCUGUCAGUUUUGCCUAUCAAUGUAACUAUUUCGCAAUGUAUUCUAAUGCUCAUGUCUGUCGAUAGAUAUCGCGUAAUUUCGAAACCAUUUGCUCGAAACGGCAUUACGAAAUCGCGUACGAUCGUGUGCGUGAUCUCAUUUGUGUUCCUUGGGACUCUGCUAGCCGGGCCUAAAUUUCACGCAUUGGAGCUUCAUUCAGUCGAAGGUUCGUCAAAGCAAAUGUGUAAUCCAGUAGGCCACAAAAACCUCUAUACGUUGUCCUACGCUUUUACCAUGUUCAUUCGCGACAUCGUGUCGACAACGAUUAUAGGGAUCACAGGACGCAAGAUAGGCACGGCACUAGUCACAAAUUCAAACAAUCUGGCAAAACAUGGCUACAUGGGCACGAAAAUGGCCAAUAGACUUGAUCAUGUAAACAGCACGCGUCGAAUGCUGCGUUUAAUGCUGGUUGUUUUCAGCGUCUGUACGAUUCCGCUCGAUACUUUUCAACUUUGCUUUUACAUUGCUUUGCAAGUGGACGGAGCAAGCGUCAACGCGCAAGUUUUCGCGUGGCUUCGCAGUGUUAAUACAGUACUGUAUCUCUUUCAAACAUCGAAUGCCGCUGUAAACGUUUUCAUCUAUGGAGCGCGGCAUCGCGACUUUCGUCCGGUUUUGGAGAGGAUCGGCGCGGCAAGAAGAUCUUUGUUCCAUGCAAUUUUCUCCUGUGCCAGUGAUGGAAAUCUUACUCAAAGCCGUCAAAGGGGAAACAUAUUUGUGCAUGUUUCACGACAGCAAACUGUUCCAGGUAUGGAGAUGGUUGCGCUCAACAACGAUGUCGUUUCUCAGCGCGCUUCAAGUCGGUGACUGACUAUGUCGACGAUUUUGGAAAAAUGAUCACCAAAUGUAAUAUUUAUUGAACAGUGUUGCCCUAAAAGACGGACUGGAAGCAGUAACAGAUUUACUGAUCGAGGCGAACAUUCAUCUUUUUUUCAUUUCACUUUUUGAUUAGUGCGGAUAAACAUAUGAAGAUGCCUAGAAAUAUGUAGUUCGAAGAUGCCUGGAAUUAAUAGCAACAUAAAGUUUUAAAUUAUAGUGGUAUUUAUUCAACCAUUAAAGGUGGCAUUAACAUGCAUUUCUUAGCAUUUUUAUCAACUGUGAUUAUAUAGCAAUGAUAAUGUUAUAAUGUUAUAGCAUGAUAUUUGAUAAUGUUAUUGCAAAUGAAACAUGCAAAGAACGAGGUUUCUGUUCUGCCUUCAAGUCUACAACGUUCAAUGACAUACAGCCUUUGAAAAAUCUCAUACACAAUGUACUUUAUGCCAACAACAACAUGUCCAAACUGAAAUUGUUUUUCUUUAUAGAUUACCAGAAAAAACUUCUUUGCGGUUUGAAGUCAUAAAGAACUUCAAAAUAGGAGAUGGUUGUUCAUUGUUUAGUUUGAAAUUGCACUUCCCCGUUUAUAUUCUGUUUCUGUCUCUUCGUAUAGUGUUUUCAGCUUCUAAGGCCCUGUUCACACGAUACCGGAUUCAUUCCAUAUCGGAUUCACUGACCCAAUCCAAUACAAAUAGCAAGCUGUGGAUCGUGUGAACAGGGCCUAAAUCAUCACAGAACAUUGAACACUUACGAACACGCUUUUUUUUCUCAAUAAUGAUCAUACUAUUUCGUAUAAUGAUUUGCUUUUGAAGUCAGACAAAUGCGUGAUGUUUGUUGCUCGUUAGAGUUUUCUUUGCAUUGAAAUAUUGAAAACAGUAAAACAGUUGAGCCCACCUUUUGUAAUGAGUAUUUUUAAAUGACGUUCAUCAAAUCAACCAUUAAAAAAUCCAAAUAACUUGGUCCACGUUAUACCUAACCAAGCAGCAUUUGGAUCCAAAAGUCUAAUGUCCAUCGGGCCACAAACUUGCAAAGAUACGUUACAGCAUGAUAUGCUAUAAGCGCACUUGUGCCUAGCUCACAAGUGAAAAUGCACCCUCAUUUAGUUAAUAUGUAAGUCGGAUAAUUAGGCUGUUUUUAGUGAAAAUUAUAUGCUUUAUUCAACAAGAUGCAUUAAUAAAGGUCUCAGCUCAAGAUUGAUAAUCAAUCAAUUAAAUAGAGCUGUUAUCUCUUUCCCAGGUGCGGAUCUAGACCGGUUGCACAGGUUUAAAAAAACCGGUCAAAUUUUAAGACCUAUGUUUCUCCGUAAAUCUUGAAUUUUUGAUCUAAAAUUUCAAUUCCAACAAUUGCUGCACUUCUCCCUGACUGAUUACAGUUCUUCUGUUUACAUAAUGAAUUGAACCUCCACAAGAUUCCGACAGAGUUCCCAGCUUCCUAAUUAAUCUUUUAUCCCAGAGUAUCCGAAGAAUUCAAAAUCGAGAAAAUCAGUCGCCACUCGAAGUGACAGUUCGGAGUAUGUUAUCUAUGCGACAAUAUUGAAACCGGUGGCUAUUGUUUUCUGAAAACCUGUGAAAACCGGUGCCCCUAUUACGGUGGCCCACAACGUCCACGACGCAAUCGUUUUCACGGCAAAGUUUCAUACUUCUCAAGGGACACUUUCCACACUUUCAUAACGAGGCUUGUAGCCCGAUUAGUAAGGAAAACAUAAUUGAAAAGGAGCACAAUGUUCUGCAUUUGAUUUGAAAUAAUCAAAUCUUUGGAUAAUUAGUUUAAGAUAAUUUUCAUUUCCUCAAAGUUGGAGUCACAGACCUUAAAUCUUGGCUGGUGUGGCCGGCCAGUCUGCACAGUGUGGCAUGUGUAAACCAGAGAUAUCUUUGUCCUACAAGUUUCUUGGAGAUGGUACAUAUCGAUUUCACAUUCGUAAAAAACACUGCACCCCCGCCCAUAGGCGUACGGGUUGAGUUCAGGCAAGGCUGUCUUAAAUUUUUUCGCCCAAAAAAAUCCUAAUGUCUAAAUUUUCACGGAGUUAUCAAAAGAAAUACAAAUCUCUUCAACCACGGCAACUAAAUAUAUCGAUUAUUUUAUCAAUAUCUUUUUUACGGACAGGAGUUGAAUUAACAUCAUUAGCAACUUUUAACAAUAUUAAUGGACCAAUAGAGUUGUCAAGUGAUGACGUCACAAAAAUAUAUUUGGCCAUAGCUCACCCGAUUUUUGACAAAUUUAACUGAUUUUGCGUAUAUGGGAGUAUUUUAUGGCGUUCUUUUAUUUCAUGUGGGCAAAAUUAGAAAAAUCUAAAAUAGUUUUUGUGACGUCACGCUUGAGAACUCUAUAACACACAGGGCUGUAACGAGGUAAAGCACCCCGAAACCGGUCAAAAUUUUGGCUAGAUCCGCGCCUGCUUCCCCUUCCUCUGAAGAACAUAGUUGCUUUAAUGUGGUUUCGUGGCAGUUUGGGGGAUGGGGGGGGGCCAUGUUGGAACCUUCUUGCAUUGUGUUCUCUUGAGUAUUUUGGUGUUCACGCCCAGGCUGAUGUAAAGAAAACUCCUUUGCGCACAUUUUGGUGCAAAAUCACUUGCAUAAAAAUCCCUAAGAUUGAUAAAUAUUGAUAGCGUUUGUUUUUACCUUAGUCCUGUGAAUUGCAAAAGAAGAUUGAUAAAAGAUUCAUGUAUAUAGAUGAGCUGAAGACAUGCCGUUGAUACUUGGUAGUACCACAUACUUUAGCAUAAAGUGUACAUUAUGCAAGCUUUGUUACAAAGCUAAAAAUUGAUGUGUCUGCACAAUUAGUUUGCUUCGAGAAUAGGGGAUGUUUGGAGCUGUAGUUUGGCCUAAAUUUAUCGACGUAAAAAAUUGUUUGGAUAAAUCCAAUCGUGUGUUGGGAAUCAAUCUAGCAGAUUUGCCUAGUUCCUUCCAAUCCAUACUUUUUCACAUAUUUGUCUCAUUCUCCUUUGGGAUAAUUUGGGAUAACUCAAACCUUACAUAUUCACUUUUUAUUUCUGCACACAAGAACAUUGUGAUGGUGUUUCUUGGAAUCAAAACAGAAUCUCUUGCGAAAUCAACCAUUAUAUCUAGCCAGCUUGUAACAACCGUGAAAUUAUUUUUAUAAUCCAAUAUAAUUUGAAGAGAUUUAAUUUCACUUUAUGUUACUUAACUUUUACUCAUGUAAAAAGAUCACAAAAUGAAGGAAUAUGCUUUUAUGAUAAAAAGUGAAGAAAUUUAUAACGCAUUAUUCAAAGAAUUAGUGCCCAUGCCGACCAAACAUAGUUGUCAGAAUUUUCAUUAGCUUUAUCUUCAGGUUACAUAAAUGGCAGAUCAGUUACUGUGGAAACAGUUUUUGGCAAUCUAUGUUAACCAUGGCUAGAUACCAACGAAUUAGAAAUAUUAUUCAGAGAUUUCUACCUCGAAAUUCUUGAACGAGGAUUAUUUUUAAAGUCCUUGAACAGGGGUUCAAAGAGGGUUGAACGAGGGGUUGAAAAAGAGGUGAACGAUGCUUGCAAACAAAAGCCAGCGACGAGGAAAUCAUCAACACAAGCAAGACUAAAAACAAACAGUUAACGAGUCUCUCUUGCAUAAAUAGUCAGGGCCGCCGAGGGGAGGGACAAGGGGAUGGGUUACCCCAGGUAUAGAGAGCCUCAUAAAGUAAUGAAUUCGACAAUAAGAAUGGGAAUAAUCAAAUGUAGCAAAAGUAUGCCUAAAAUUAGCACAGCGUUGAAAAAAAGCAAGAAAUAUUGCAUUCUAAGCUAAUCUGGAGGGCGUGGUAGCAGAAAUUUUCUGCACGCUCUGCUUGUAGGGGGCCUUGUAUGUAAUCACACCAUGCAGAAAAUUUUAUAGCUGAAAUGCAACGCCUGCCAUAAAUUGCGGAACACCAACAGCACAUGUAACCCUUUCAAACGAUGUUGGAUUUUUUCCAUGCAAAUUUUCUACUUGGAUGUAUCUUGUAAUUCUUUAGUUUAGGUUGGUACCAUUUCUGAAUAAUAUUACCUAUAUAGUUGUUUAAACUUGUAUUAAAAUUUACAUAUUGUGUUGGGUAAAGGGAGCAGUUAGCUUUUUCUAUAGGCGUGAAUUGAAAUUAGCUGAAACUGCUAAAUUGUCCCAAGAUUUUUGGCAAGCAUUGUACAUGAAGACAAUGUAGCUAUAUCUGAAUUCUGUGAAAUCUGAUUGAGCUAGGGGUAUGGAGCUUGGGGUUCAGAGGUCUGAGACUCCCUUGUCCAUGCCAACUGUAACCCCUUUUCACUUCCUGCCGCAUCUAUACCCUCUUAUGUCCUUGCCAUUCUCCAAGUUUCCUAUCAAUCUUUAUACAUAAGACCGUUCUUUUUGCUUUUAAAAUUUCCGAUUCAUGUAUAUUGAUAUCAUUUAUAGAUUUUUUUAUUCAUACAAAAAUUGAAAACCAAGAAAUAUGACCUCAAUUUUUCAACCAAUGCAAAGGAACAGUUGAACACUAGGGCGACAACCAGUCUUAAAUUUUCAACGUUGGAUCAAUAAUUAUGUUUUGUUCUUAUUUUUACAUCAUAAACAUUAAAUCGAAAAGUGAAGUUUAAUAUAACAAGAAAACACGAUGAAUGUGUAGAAAUUAAUCGAUUAGGUUAAAAUGGAAAAGCAGCCAAACCUAACCGAACA